AUGCCAAGCACAUGGAGUAUACAUUUGAUCAGAUGCGUGCUGAGUGCUGCCAGGAAGGCAGACACCAAGACCUUCUGCUGCCUCGUCAGAGGGUAUGCCAAUCCCGUCCUUUUUCACAAGGUGAUCAGCGGUGUUAAAUUGGCUGGAAAAUUGGAGAUACCUGAAAAUACCUCAUUCGUUAAUGCUGUCAUAUAUGCAUGUGCCAAAGGCGGAGGAUUUAAUGGAGAUGAAAAGAGUUUUCAAGCGAAUGAAGAUAAAAGUUGCCAACGAGAUUCUACAACUUCCUUUGUUAUGAUUGAUGCAUAUAGAAAAGAAGGUAUGAAUAAUAAGGUCUAUGAUCUGGAGCAAGAAAAUCAGAUGAUGACUGCUGAUGUUUCUACCAUAAUGACUAAACAGAUGCUUCACUGA
Messenger RNA from Fraxinus pennsylvanica, 408 nucleotides. NCBI's taxonomy places the organism in Eukaryota, Viridiplantae, Streptophyta, Magnoliopsida, Lamiales, Oleaceae. The record is from the annotation of a GenBank genome assembly.